Molecule: messenger RNA, 1362 nt
Organism: Aspergillus aculeatus ATCC 16872
Lineage: Eukaryota; Fungi; Ascomycota; Eurotiomycetes; Eurotiales; Aspergillaceae
Product: 3-oxo-5-alpha-steroid 4-dehydrogenase family protein
Exons: 2
Coding region: 169-1344 (391 amino acids)
Biological process (GO): lipid metabolic process
Molecular function (GO): oxidoreductase activity, acting on the CH-CH group of donors
Source: RefSeq, a predicted model, not a curated record
CGAUUUCCUUUAGUCAGACCUUAGUCAUUCACAUGAUCGAAGGAUCACUUGAGUUUAGUUAACGUAACCUCCAAUGACAUAACUAACUGCUGGGGCGAUGUACUGAAGCAACUGUACUCGUACAAAGUACAAUAAGUAUAUCGACUUCACCAGUACGCCCAUCCCAACAUGGGAGCCACCCUCUCCUCCUGCUGGGGCCAUCUCCCUCCUCUGAUGGACAUUCUCCUCCCCACCCCAGAUGUCUAUCUCACCUUACUGAACAUCUUCCAAUACUUCCCGCUGUUCACCAUCAUCCAAUGGCUAACCGCCUGGCACCCGGCCGGCAAGACCUCCAUGAAGACCUCCCUCUUCAACCUCCCCGGCCGCUGGGCCUGGUUCGCCAUGGAGAUCGUCAGCCCGGUGAACCUGCUCUACCUGCUGUGGAAGCUGCCCCUCAAGUUCGCCCACAGCACCACCACCAAUUCUGGUCCGAAUGCCACUGGGUCUAUCCCCCUGCCCAACAAACUCCUCGCCGCCCUCUUUGUCGCGCACUACCUCAACCGCGCCAUCAUCUCCCCCUUCCUCGCCGCCCCCAGCAUGUCCCCCAUCCACCUAUUCAUCAUGGCCUCCGCCAUGCUCUUCAACUGGUUCAACUCGACGUGCUUGGCGGGUUGGUUAGUGGGAUAUGACAUCCCCAUCCGCCCGGACUAUCCCUCGUCUUCAUCAACACCCAACACAGCAGCCGCAGCAGCAGGAAAGGUAGUACCCUACCUCGGCCUCGCGCUCUUUCUGGCCGGCAUGGCCGGAAACAUCUACGCCGAACGCACGCUCUUCCGGCUCCGGCGCGAGGAGGGCGCGAGGAGGGCGGCGGCUGCUGCUACUACCUCCAAAGACCCCGACCCCUCAUCCAAUCCCAAACCAUCACCCCCCUCAACUUCGAAAGUCUACAUAAUCCCCCCACCAUCCACCCCCUUCUUCUCCGCGAUCCUCUACCCGCACUACGUCUGCGAAUGGCUGGAAUGGACCGGCUUCGCGCUCGCGGGGACGGCGGUGCGGUCGUCGGCCGGGAUGUUGGGGUUGGGCUUGGGGUUGCGUGCGUAUACCAAUCCCACCGCAACCAUGGCCAGUACCGCAGCAGCAGCAGCUAGCGGAUCCCUCCAUCUCGCUCCCUGGCUUCGUCCCGCCGCGCAGCUCGCCGCGGCCGUGGGGCUGCCGUUCCCCGUGCCGGCGGCGGUGUUUCUGGUGAACGCGGUGACGAAUAUGCUGCCGCAUGCGCGGUGGGGGCGGAGGUGGUAUGUGGAGCGGUUUGGGGAGGAGAAGGUUGCGGGGAGGGGGGCGGUGGUGCCGUUUUGUGGGUGGUUUUAGGGUUGCUUUGCUUUGGCA